Molecule: messenger RNA, 1356 nt
Organism: Penicillium antarcticum
Lineage: Eukaryota; Fungi; Ascomycota; Eurotiomycetes; Eurotiales; Aspergillaceae
Exons: 3
Coding region: 1-1356 (451 amino acids)
Molecular function (GO): oxidoreductase activity
Source: RefSeq, a predicted model, not a curated record
AUGAGCGACCCCAGCAACCCUCAUAUCAAGAAUCGCACCACGCCCCAAUGGGGUCUCUACCAACGGGAGAACUUUCUGAAGCAGAACGAGGGACAGGCACCUCUUUUCAACACUGAUCCCCGAAAACUAGAAGAAAGAGCCAAAGAAAGACUCAGCGAAGGCGGCUGGUACACACCCACCCUCCACCCAUCCAUCCAACCAAAACAGUUCUACGCCUCGUCAAAUGCAGGCCUCUCAAACACCCACUUGACAAACCGCCAAUCCUUCUACCGCCACCGUCUAAUUCCAAACCAACUAGUCGACACAAACAACCGCGACACAACCACAGAAAUAUUCAACCACAAAGUAUCCGCCCCAAUCGGCUUCGCGCCGAUCGGAAUAAACAAAAUAUAUCACCCAGCCGGCGAAAGCGCCGUGGCAAAAGUCGCCGGCGAACUCAACCUCCCUUACUGCCUCUCCACAGCAGGAAGCACCUCAAUCGAAGACGUGGGGAAAGCAAAUGGAACCGGAAGUCCGCGUUUCUAUCAGCUGUACAUGCCGCAUGAUGAUGAACUUACCGUGUCAUUAUUGACUCGGGCCUGGGAGGCUGGCUUUGAUGCAUUGAUUCUUACGACGGAUACGUGGCAGCUAGGAUGGAGACAUGAUGAUGUGUCCUCGUCGAACUAUGCGUUUUAUCGGGGUUUUGGUGCAGACCUGGGGCUGACUGAUCCUGUGUUCCGGAAACGGUGUCAGGAAGACGGGAUUGAUCCCGAAGUUGAUGUUGUUGCUGCGUCUGUUAAGUGGAUUGAUUCUGUUUGGCAUGGGCGUGCUUGGUCUUGGGAGAAGAUCCCUUGGCUAAUGGAGACUUGGAAGGGGAUUAGUGGGGGACGGCCGUUUGCUAUCAAGGGCAUUCAGUCCGUUGCUGAUGCGCGGCGGUGUGUUGAGUUCGGGGUUGAUGGGAUUGUUGUCAGUAACCAUGCUGGACGGCAGGUUGAUGGGGCUGUUGCUAGUCUUGAUGCCCUUGAGAGUAUUGUUGAGGCUGUUGGGAAGGAUAUCUAUGUGAUGUUUGAUUCGGGGGUUCGGGGGGCUAGUGAUGUUGUUAAAGCUCUGGCGCUUGGGGCUAGGUUUGUUUUUGUUGGGCGAUUAUGGAUUUGGGGGUUGAGUAUUGCUGGCGAGGAGGGUGUGAGGCAUGUUAUAAAGUCUUUGUUGGCUGAUUUGGAUAUUUUGAUGGGGGUUGCUGGGUUUAAUCGGGUGAAGGACUUUGAUCGGUCGAUUCUUGGUGAGUUUGCCUUUGGAUUUGGUGUAUUGGGAUUGUUGCUGAUUUUGAUAGAUUCUGGUCCGAAGAAUUACUCGCUGAUUCCACAGAAGAGUCUGUGA